CUAUAUUUAGAAAGCAGAGCCAAUAACCAGGAGAGCAUAAAGCCGGACCUUUUUUCAAUUCUUUGCUUCUUCUACGGGAGGCUAUCGUUUGAUUCACAUUCCCGGAGAAAGAUAAGGAAUACCAAAUAACGAAUAUGGGUUUCGGUAGCUUGAUACUGCUUUCUUUGGCAGCGCAUGCUGCUAAUGCAAUGUAUCCAAUGGAAUACGUCGAACUUUCCCGUCUUCCUGCUGCAACUAAAUUCGAUUCCUCGGAAGAUAUAUUUGCAAUUCGAAAAUCGGAUGACGACAGCGAUUAUGAUGAUUCUUCGAGUUCUGAAUCUGAUGAAACGAAAGCUGAGUUCCGAAGCGAUGAAUCAGACUUUAAUUUUUCUAAUUCUAGAAGAAAUGAAGAUAGGUGGACCGAUCAGGAUUCCAACGAAUCUAAUAAAUACAAUGAUUUCGAAGAAAAUGAUGCACUGUUCUCUUCAGAGUCAUCGGCAAAAAGAAAACGUGAUGAUUAUUACGAUAAUUUGGGGAAAAAAUCUAAGAGUUCUUUCUAUAUUUCUCCUCUUCGAAAUGACAAGGAAGAUGAAUCCGAAGAAAAAAUAGGCAAUACAGAUGCAGAAGAAGAACACUAUGUUGCUGAAGAAUCUUCGAAUCAGAGGAGUAAGUCUAAAUUGUCAGAUUAUGAUGACUAUUAUCCCCAAAAGAAUGGCAAUGCUGAAUCCCAGUCUUACAACCAUCAAACCAGGGAAGAUUCCUAUCAAGCAUCCUCUUCCAGAUAUAUCCCACAAUUAACUCUGCCUCUGAGAACUGAAUCUUUGCAAGAUCCUCCAGCAAGAAGGGCGUCACGAAGCAGGAGAUAUCACCCAAGACCACGUCCGAUUCCAAUAGACGAUAUCACAUCGGUUGAGAAUUCAGAACACCACAAUAUUUCCCCUUAUCCUCAUUCGCCCAAGCCAGCUCCUCAGGUCCAAAGGCGCAGAUACGAGAAAAAACAUUCUUCGAAGAGACCUGCAGAAUCAUACGUACGCCAGACAUACACACAUGACGGAACCAAGUUUACAAAGAGGAGGCCAAAACCAUUGGUGAAAGAAAGCAGAGACUUUGCUCAAUAUUCUGUUCAAGCUGACGUUCCAUCCUUCCCUAAAGGUUACGGAAAAGCUACAAGAGAGCAAUUCCACGAACAAGGGACAAGUGGGCCUCAUUCGUACAAGUUCGGCUACAAUACUGGAGAUGAGAAUAAUCCGAUGGCUCGCUAUGAGGAGCGUGGCCCUGACGGUAUUGUGCGAGGAUCUUACAGCUACGUGGAUGCGCUUGGAAAAAAACAAGUCGUGAAUUACGAAUCCCAUCCCAAGCACGGUUUCAGAACAACGUUUAAUGAGAGCUAGAAAAAGAACUUAUACGACAAAUAAUCACUAAAACCUGAGUGCAUCGCGAAGUACCCUGUUCAUCAAUUUCGUGGAUAGUUACAUCCUCGUGCUUUGACCACGAAAGCUUACAUUAUCGUCUUCAACUAUUUUCGCGUUUUUCAUAAGCACUGGCUAAGCCGUGCGCACAAUUCACAAGUGCACAUCAGUAUAGCCACUGAGGGAGGGAUUUCAAAAAUGGACCAAUGAGCUUCUAUUGCUCCUGUGACGCUGAAUAUUUGAAACUGUGGAUAUGACCGCAUGUUAUUGUUUACGUUUUAUUUUGUAUUUGUUUCGCAGUUAUAUAUAUAUGGCGUAUAAAUGCUGCUACCAUUUUAGUAAAAAAUCUCGUAGCGCUUUCAUUUUAUGAGUUUAUUAAAUCGCCAGUCAUGUCACUUUCGUCAAACUUAUCCCGCAUUGAUAUUCGGAGUAACGUUCGCGGCAUAUUAUCGCUCUUUAUAUCGAGAAAAUGACUCAAAAUACAGUUAGCCUCGAAUAUUAUGCGUUUACUAACUCCUUAGGAUUAAGAGAAUUUAAGUAUACAGUUUUUCAUUGAGUUGAGAAUAACUGGAAGGGCUACAAUGAAUCUAGUAUUUUCUUAUCUUAAAGCUUGAAUUCCUUUGAUUUUGAAAGUGUAAGAUUAAAAAAUAUAUCGUGAAUAAUUUGAUUAUACCUAUUGUAAACAUUAAAAAUUAUUUAUGAGUAAAUUAAAAGUAUUUGUUGUGAAUGAGAUUACUUCAUUCUCUUUGAAGAGCAUUUCUUGUGCAGACAAUACAUUUAAGAGUGAACAGUUAUUAAUGCGAAACUUAACACACUAAAUGUGUAGGAAUGCGAAUUAGGAAAAUUCGCUUUAAAUAAAAUUCCACAUUGACUAUUAUUACAGAACAACGUUUUCAUAUAGACUGCAAUAAAAAUUUCUAAGACUUCUACUAUUUACAUAUUAAAUUAUGCUCGUAUUUAAUCGAACUUCACACUAAUUUCAACAAGACAUCCGCAAUACUUUAAUUAUUUUGUACAGGAAAUUGCAUGGCAAACCUUUUCAAACCGUCUUCCUUUAAGAUCGGCAAAGAUCAUGUAAAAUGACAUAAAUAUUACUGGAAGCCCAUUGAUCCAUUCUAGAAGCCAAGCCCUUGCACUUACAAAAUAUGCAAGCCGUGCUUGCAUGCUUGUACGUUAAACGCCGCACAUGCAACCAACUGUCAGAUGAUAUAUAUCAAAAACGAGUACUUUGACAUAAAUUGAGAUGACACCUUCAUUUUUUGUUUCAGUGAUUUCCAAGUAAGCAAUGACAUGCCUGCUGUUAUAGGAAUCCUCAACAAUAAAUUAUGUAAAGUAAGAGCAUCAUAAGUGUGAGGAACUUGAUCAUCUGUAGAACUGGAUUCAACUUUACAUAAAGAGAUUCUUCAGAGAUAUUUGCGAGAAAGUCUAAGCACAUUUUCUAAAAUGUUCCUACUGUUCAAUAAGUUUUCUAGAAACGCUCUAUUUUCAAUUUCUUUACGUUUUUAACUACGAUAAUAUGCAGAACAUAUAUAUAUGUUUAAAAAAAGUCUCUUUUAUUGCUCGAGAGUGGAUUCCCGAAACGACAUCGGGAAUUUAGCAUGCCUCUAAGCGUCAAAAUGGUUAAAAAGCAAAUUUUGGAACGCUCUUAAAAAAGGAAUUUACAAAAUAUAGAUGAUGGUUUAAUUCACUACGGUUAACUGCUCUUGCUUUCUACAUCGUUGUUUUAUACCAACUGUGCUGACCAAUACACAGAAACACAGCCUUCAGAUUUCCAGUGUGAAGAAAAAGUCAAAUGAAAGUGUUUUAACGCAUAAGUGACUUUUUAACUCCGUUCGGAGAUGAGCUUCAGUAACUGCCAAUCAGGCGUUCUAGUAACUGUUCUAUUAUAGGAAAGUUAAAAAAAGAAAGGAAAAGACGAGGAAAAGCAAGGUGUUUAUUUGCGAGCUUGGCUGCAAAAAAUAACUUCCUAGAAGCUCGCAGAAGAAUUAAGAAAUGAAAGAUUUCACUGAAUAAUCGAAGCAAAAUAAGUAUCUGUAACAGUUACUUAAACACGGCUAUAGGUACUUAAAAUUCGCAGUUUUUAUGCAUCCGAAAUGUCUAUUAUUUGAAAAGAAAUUUUAUUUUUGUAAAUAAUUUUUAACAAAAUAAAGAAAUUCUAAUAUUGUG
Stegodyphus dumicola is the source of this 3554-nucleotide messenger RNA. RefSeq lists its product as uncharacterized. NCBI's taxonomy places the organism in Eukaryota, Metazoa, Arthropoda, Arachnida, Araneae, Eresidae. The record is from RefSeq and is a predicted model, not a curated record.